AUGGAUGACAAUGUUAUAAGACAUUUUGCAGAUGGAAAGGCAUGGAAAGAGUUUGAUCGGUUGUACCCUAAUUUUGCACCAAAUGAGUCGAUUCCUGCUGCUAUACCUUCUGAAGAACCAAUAGAGGAGCAAUCCAACAUAAACCAAGAAGAAGACAAUGCCAUUCCUUCUCCUGAACUAAGAAACAAGGCUUCCAAGAAAAAAGAAAAGAAGACAACAAGAAGGAAAAGGAAGAGAACUGAAGCUGAAGCUCAACAAGAUCACAGUAUCCCCAUCAAAGAAGCUCAGUUACAGUUUGAUCAACUGUACAGAGAAGAAUUGAUGAAAUUUGAUGCAAUUUAUCAAAAGGACAUCAUAGGGAUUGAUACCACAUUAUGUGUGGAAGGUUUUGAAGAGUUUAAAAGAUGUGCGAGCAUGAAUCAAAAGAGUUUGAAGAAGAAGCUACCAGAAAAGCAACCAGAAAAGCAACCAAUAGUACUAUAUCUAAAUGCUUCAACAGAAGAAGAUCAAAAUUUCAAGGAUCCAGAAAAGGAUGAACCACCUAAAGAAGAUCCAGAUAAUGAUGAUCGAGUUGAAGAGCAUACACAUGAUAAGGAUACUACUAUCGAGGAUCCAGUUCAAGAGAAUGCAAUUGAAAAUGAUGUGGCUAUGGAGGAUCCAGAACAAAGGCAUGCAACUGAUCAUGAUCCAGAUGAAAAUGGGGAGGAUCAAUAG
This is a messenger RNA of Malus domestica (apple), 714 nucleotides long. The record is from RefSeq and is a predicted model, not a curated record. Lineage: Eukaryota; Viridiplantae; Streptophyta; Magnoliopsida; Rosales; Rosaceae.